Messenger RNA from Hibiscus syriacus, 675 nucleotides. Its product is annotated as (R)-limonene synthase 1, chloroplastic-like. The transcript has 3 exons. Lineage: Eukaryota; Viridiplantae; Streptophyta; Magnoliopsida; Malvales; Malvaceae. The record is from RefSeq and is a predicted model, not a curated record. Gene Ontology annotation, molecular function: terpene synthase activity. The coding region runs from base 1 to 675 and encodes 224 amino acids.
AUGGCUUCCUCCCUUCUUUCGUUAACUCCAUCUUUCUUUGGUAAAACACCCAAGGUUGCACCAUUAAUCUCUCAAAGAUGCAGAGGGAGUGUCGCAUAUAUUGCCAGUACCAAAAUUUUCGGUUCAUCGACCAGUAGGAGGUCAGGGAACUAUCAGCCUUGCUUUUGGAACGAUGAUGAUCUGCAGUUGUUGAGCGGCGAUUAUAAGGGCCAUGAGUAUGCAAAGCAAGUCGAAGUGCUGAAAAGAAAAGUGAAGACUAUUUUGAACGAUAUUGUGGAACAUGAUCAGCUAUUGGAUCAACUCAAGAUGAUCGACAGCUUGCAGAGGCUUGGAGUAGCAUAUCAUUUUGAUGAUGAGAUUAACAUGAUGUUACUGAACAUAUAUCAGAACAGUGACAAUCAAAUGAGAAAGGAAAAUUUGUAUGCAGCAGCUUUGGAAUUUAGGCUCCUCAAGGAAUAUGGAUAUCAUUCAUCUCCGGAAAUUUUCAACUGUUUUCGGGAUGAUAGAGGAAGAUUCAGGCCAUCUCUAUGUAAGGAUAUCAUGGCAAUGCUGAGCUUGUAUGAAGCUUCAUACUACUGUUUCGAAGGAGAAAGCAUAAUGGAGGCAGCUUGGCACUUUACGUCUGAAAAUCUCGGAUAUGUGAAGGAUGACAUCAAUCCUAUUCUCGCCUUCUAG